ACUCGUGUUUCUUACUUUGCAAGGUCCGAUGACAGGGAGCCCAGUCACGGUAUGGGGCCCAAAACCCUAAUGGGGCCCAAAAUGGUGGACCCCACUCCGAUUUUGAUCUAAUAUGGCUCUGGAGCCUCCCCUGAUAUGCCUCUUGCUUUUUUUUUACUUGGCCCACAAUGUGAUAAAUUAUGGGUAAAAGUGUAUAAGUGUGUGUGGAGAUUUUGCUCCAUAUCGCCCCCUACAGCUUGUCCUGCGCUAUCACCAAAGAUACACACUUCCGGAAGUGUGUAUCAUUUUAGCCAAUCAGACAUCGCCUUAAAUCUCGUAUGCCAGAUGGUCUCGCGAGAUUUGAUACAUGAACAUAUCAACACUGAACAUGCAGUGGCCUACAUACACCUGGCUCUGAACAACAGAGCCAUCAUGUUAAAAAGGAGGAAGAGGAUACGGCCUGCUGAUGACGCAGUGUCGUAUAUUCUGUCUUCAAGGGACAAGCCUCUGUUCAAAGAAAUCUUUAUUGAUAGUAACAAAGGAAGAGGAGUGUUUGCGAGUCAGCCCAUUGAACAGGGAGCUUUUGUCUUGGAGUACAGGGGUGAACUACUAUCAAAGGAAGAUUGCCAGUCUAGACAAUACUCUGAUAAACAGAGUACAUUCCUGUACGAGUUUCAAUGGCAGAAACGUCACUGGUGUAUCGAUGCAUCCAGAGAGGAUGGAUCCCUUGGAAGAUUAGUAAAUGACAACCACAAAUCUCCGAACUGCAUCAUGAAAAAAAUCAUAGUCAACGACAGGCCACAUUUGUGCUUAUUUGCUGUUAAGAAUAUUGAAGCGGGAACAGAAAUUGAUUACAACUAUGGUGAUUCACAAUGGCCGUGGCGUAAAAAGGUGACAAGCCACCAGACAGAGACGCUCCCUGUUGAUCAAACAUCCCAUGAGGAUUCAGACAUCGAUGCUGCUACCACACAGGUGACAAGCCACCAGACAGAGACGCUCCCUGUUGAUCAAACAUCCCAUGAGGAUUCAGACAUCGAUGCUGCUACCACACAGGUGACAAGCCACCAGACAGAGACGCUCCCUGUUGAUCAAACAUCCCAUGAGGAUUCAGACAUCGAUGCUGCUACCACACAGGUGACAAGCCACCAGACAGAGACGCUCCCUGUUGAUCAAACAUCCCAUGAGGAUUCAGACAUCGAUGCUGCUACCACACAGGUGACAAGCCACCAGACAGAGACACUCCCUGUUGAUCAAACAUCCCAUGAGGAUUCAGACAUCGAUGCUGCUACCACACAGGUGACAAGCCACCAGACAGAGACGCUCCCUGUUGAUCAAACAUCCCAUGAGGAUUCAGACAUCGAUGCUGCUACCACACAGAUGACAAGCCACCAGACAGAGACGCUCCCUGUUGAUCAAACAUCCCAUGAGGAUUCAGACAUCGAUGCUGCUACCACACAGGUGUGUACUGUCAAAGGUGUUUCCCUUGUGGAUUAUCUGUUAACUGAUGAAACAGAUGAGGAUUGUAUCGAAGACCAACCUCUGACUCCACACUGUGAUGACAUUUUUGGAAAGCAGAGUAGGAGUGAAAACAUUCUGAUGGAUAGAGUAUCCGAUUUUUCUGAGCCUCUGUAUGAUUCAAAUGAGACUAAAGUGGAGGAAACCGAUGAAGAGGAUUCUAUAAUAGGCCAUUCCAGUGUGCAAGCAGAUGGGGAACUUGUUCCAAAGCUGAGAAGGACGAAAAGCAUUCUGGUAAACAAACUGCUGCCAAACGAAGCUGGACACCAGAGGAAUGUGCAUGCAUGUGAAUGCAUCAUGAUGAGCCAAGUUCCAAGGAAAACAGACUGUCAGCGCUGCAUUACUGCCGAACCUCAAGCCCUUGCAAAUAGAGACUGGAAAGCAGUUAAAUUCUUCAUCAAAAAUCGAAUUACUGCCCUGAGGAGAAGAAAACUAUAGUGACAGCACUUCACUAAACGGGUAGAAACAUUAGGCUGGAGGGAGAACCCCUAAAAGUGUUUGUGCUCUUUCUCUAGUAAUUAGGGGUCCAAGCCCGAAGUGGCAUGGGAACCGCAUUUGCAAGGCAGUUUUAGUAGUUUUUGUUCUCCUUGUAUUCUUCUUGUGUUGUCCUGUUAGUUAUUUUUUGUCUUCAAUAUAAAAAGCGGAUCCAGACCAAUCCAUAAUAUUAACUUUUGAAGAAAAAGUUUAUAUAAAUGUUUUUUUUCCACUUUAAAUUUAAGUUUAAAUGGACGGAUAGUUCUUUAUACUUUA
Molecule: messenger RNA, 2244 nt
Organism: Sander lucioperca (pikeperch)
Lineage: Eukaryota; Metazoa; Chordata; Actinopteri; Perciformes; Percidae
Exons: 14
Coding region: 136-1932 (598 amino acids)
Molecular function (GO): protein binding
Source: RefSeq, a predicted model, not a curated record